UUGAAGUAGUUGCCAUGGCAAAAUCAAAGUAGUUGUUACUUGUUACCAAAGAACCACACCUCAUUUGUACUCUAAAAAGAAAAAGCCAAAGCUGAAGAGAGAGAGAGCAGUUGAAAGUGGGAUUGAGUUGAAGAAUUUCCCUUGAUUAAGAUCUUUUAUACGAAUCUCUUCCCAUUUUCCCCAAUUACCCACAAACUGAUUUUCUUGAUUUUUGAAAAUCAUCGCCAUCAUCAGCCGCAGAAUUCUCUGGUGUUACUUCUAGUUUCUUCGGCUUCGAUGUAAACAGCUGAAUGGUAUUUGGGAAAGCAAAGGGAAUAUCCAUUGUGUGUAUCCAUAGAAGAAGAAAAUGGAGGUUCAACAGUCAUGGAGAUUGAGAUUCUCGUUUAGGAAUGCGACCAUAGCUUUGUGCUUGUUGAACCUAGUGGCUGUUUUUCUUCUGCUUCAGGGUUUUUUAUCUGCUGCUUCUUCCCGCAACAGACCCUCUUCAACAAAUCUCAAUUUGGAUCAGCUCAAAUAUAUUAGGGAAUCUGAAGAGAUUCGACUUUCCAUGCAACCUUUGGAGCUGAUUAAAAGGGUAAGGGAAAUUCAGCAGGAAGCACAUUAUGAAACAGAAGAUGUACAAGACAAAGACUCCAAGCAGAAUGCUGCUAUUGAUCUUUCUAAAAGAUUGAAAGACUUCCGUUCUCUCAAUGAUGCUUCCAGCUUAAAAGCUCUUGAGGAAUGGCGCAAAAGGAAGAUGGAAAGAGCAAGACUACGUGAAAUGGAGAAAAAUGGGACACUGAGUUCUUCUUAUCAGCCUCGAAAACACAACUUCUAAAUCUGUGUAUCUUGGUGUUUUUUUGGGGGAAGAGAGAGAGAGAAAGAGAGAGAAAGAUGGCUCAAACUAUGGGAAGGAACAUGGCAGCUCCAUUGCUGUUUAUCAACUUGAUUAUGUAUUUGAUUCUCAUAGGUUUUGCU
Benincasa hispida (wax gourd) is the source of this 957-nucleotide messenger RNA. RefSeq lists its product as uncharacterized. The record is from RefSeq and is a predicted model, not a curated record. Lineage: Eukaryota; Viridiplantae; Streptophyta; Magnoliopsida; Cucurbitales; Cucurbitaceae.